Molecule: messenger RNA, 2997 nt
Organism: Lingula anatina
Lineage: Eukaryota; Metazoa; Brachiopoda; Lingulata; Lingulida; Lingulidae
Biological process (GO): proteolysis
Molecular function (GO): serine-type endopeptidase activity; calcium ion binding
Source: RefSeq, a predicted model, not a curated record
UCAUUUAAAUCCGGCUAUGGACGAGGUGAAAAUCGUGUCCUGAAGAGGAAUAUAUUAAUGCAAUCAUCAACCGGGAUUUUACCAUUACAAAUUUACCAGUAAAACAGGACGCAAGCGUGACUAAAUCAACACAAGUUGUGCUUGCAAUCGUAUAUAACAUCCGGGUACGGGGUCAUUCCCAUCAGCCACAAAGUAGAACGCGGAUACAGACGAAUCGUGCUCAUAAAGUCGGCUAAAAAGUGUAGGAUGUUUCAGAACAUUAUUGCCUUUUAACAUGGUGGUUACGAGAGACGCGCUAGCCUUCAUUUUGGCGCUUUUCGUAUCGGAACUACAUAACGUAGAACAACGUGCAAUCACGAAGAGAGAUAUCAUCAACCCAGCUUCCUGUGGCUUUCCAAACCUUCCAAGGACAAGGCGUCUUAUUCCACAGACUACCUCAAGGAUCAUUGGCGGUAUCGAAACAGAGCCGUUUAUAUGGCCUUGGAUGACUUACAUUGAGAUAAUUGACGGAUUAUUCUGUAGUGGUUUCUGCGGGGGAAGUCUAAUAUCACCGCAGUGGGUGCUCACGGCAGCACACUGUGUAUAUACCAGCGGGUUGCGACAUUGCCCAUAUCGAAAGAGGCUCCCAACUGAGUUCACUGUCCAUUUUGCCGUCCAUGACGUACAGAAUAAGCUUCUAAACCCUGGAUACGCGAACAGAACAGUGGCCGAGAUCAUAGACCAUCCACAAUUCAGCAGAGACCGUUUCACAGACUACUUGCGGAAUGAUCUGGCUUUACUUCGGCUGUCGUCCCCCGUCACCUACAGUCAGGACAUAGGCCCCAUAUGUCUGCCGGCUGACACGGAGAUCGUGGAUGACAGGACCAAGUGUAAAGUCGCUGGAUGGGGGGAUACAAUAGGGGACCCGGCUAUUUUUCAGUCCAGCAGGAAGCUACAGGAAGUGGACCUGGACUAUAUGUCCACCCCUGCCUGCAGAACCAGUUCCUGGUAUAGUUUCCCGAUAACGGAUGACAUGAUAUGUGCCACAGCUAAAAACAAGGACACGUGUGGGGGAGACUCUGGCGGACCCUUGGCCUGCAACUUUACAGUCAAUGGACGCGAGGUUUGGCGACAGGUGGGAAUUGUGAGUUUUGGCUCUUCCUACUGCGGCAACAACGUUCACUAUCCGGGAGUGUACACCAACCUGGGCAAGUACUAUGACUGGAUCCGAGACACGACAAACCUCGCGCUUGACUGCGCCAAGUUUGGGUGUGAGCAGUACUGUAGUCAACUUGACCGGCGAUAUGACCCCACGUGUUUGUGUAUGGAGGGUUACGUCCUGGACCAGAACGGGCGAAACUGUACAGAUAUAAACGAAUGCGGAGUGAACAAUGGCGGCUGUGAAGACGUGUGUAUAAACGAGGAAGGCGGCUACAGGUGUGCCUGCUUUCCUUCACGAGUACUGAGUAACGAUGGUCUCCGGUGUGCAGAUAAUAUCACCAUUCACUGCCCAUCACCACCUAAGCCUCAGAAUGGCAAUGUCACGUGCAAAGAAAACCCGCCAUUUACGCCAGGCGCCAUCUGCGACCAGGAGUGCCUUCCCGGGUUUGAAUCUACAGAUGACCCCGUUCUUGAAUGCAAUGAACAUGGCAUAUGGGAGCAAGGAACGAUAUCAUGUAGAGAUAAAAACGAAUGCCUUGUUUACAAUGGUGGCUGUGACCAAGACUGCUUUAACACUAUUGGUGGAGUUGAAUGUGGUUGCCUAGCAACGGGAUUCACACUUCAACCAGAUGGAAAAACGUGCAAAGAUACAGAGCCCCCCUAUUUCAGUCAGUGUCCAAGCGAAAUAACCGCCCGAGCCUCAGCGGGAGAAAAAGAAGCGGUAGUGGACCUUAGUAACAAUGUGGCGUACGCGGAUAACGUUAACGCACGCCUCAUCAGCGGCACACGGCCGGGUCCGCGGACAUUUGAGAUCGGCGUCCAUGUUGUGACUUUCAUUGUGACAGACGACAGUGGCAACACAGCUCAGUGUAAUGUCACUGUGGUUAUACAAGAUAAAGAAAAACCCACCAUAAGAAACUGUCCUGGGCCGAUAACUAAGCAGGUGGAACAAGGCAGGAAAGUGUUGGUGACCUGGAACGACCUGGGUAUAUCCGACAACUCUGGACACUUCAGUAUAGUUGACAAUAUACCUGAUGGUCAACUGUUUCCUGUUGGAGUUUACUGGGCGAGAUUUACCGUAACAGACGGCAGUGGAAACACGAACACCUGUUCAUUUAGGGUGAAAGUCAAACACAGAAACCACGCAAGUUGCCCUGAGCUGCGGUCCCCAGCUAACGGCAAAAUAGAAUGUUCAUACUGGGGAUUCAGAAAAUAUUGUUAUUUUCAUUGCAACAGUGGAUAUACCUCGCCCGUAGUGGGGCAGUUUUUUGUCUGUUCUCCGCAGGGGGACUGGAAGCCGUCAACCAGUAUCCCCGACUGCACCUGAGCUUAAGCUUGGCGGACUCUGUAUAUAUAGUAACGGUUUACGCCUAUUAGCUAUGAACUAUAUAUAGGAUGGCGUUGGCACAGUAGGCCUACAUGUCUCCACGCGAAAAAUCGCAAAAUUUGACGUAUUCGGAGUUACCUCUUUCAUAUUAUAUGACUGUUACAACCGAAUGUCUUCUCUAAUAACUUUGCAUUGUGUUGUCUUGAUAUCCUUUUGUUUUCUACUUUCGAUAUUUGAACAAAUUAAAAUUAUUUUUGUGUUUUAAAAUGUUGGUUAUGUUGCCUUUAAAUAUUUUCUAUCCCUAAAAUGGAGAAAAAAGUGGAUUUUUGUUGUUGUUAUAAUAAAGUUAUGAUCGGACUCCGAUAAAAUUUAGAGGAUAGGUCAGAAAUUGUCUACAUUAAAAUUGAUUAGAUUCUGGUGAUGGUCUGUGAAUUAAUUCACAGUUCUAGUUAUAGCCAUAUUUGAAAUACCUUGGUGGAGGUCUGCGCUCUGUGAGUGCUUUUCUAAUUUUAUCACUUUAAUAGAAAAUC